Messenger RNA from Silurus meridionalis, 3051 nucleotides. It is a transcript of the gene col9a3, whose product is annotated as collagen, type IX, alpha 3. The transcript is spliced from 32 exons. Bases 211 to 2256 code for a protein of 681 amino acids. The record is from RefSeq and is a predicted model, not a curated record. Lineage: Eukaryota; Metazoa; Chordata; Actinopteri; Siluriformes; Siluridae.
CUUUCGUUCCUGCCCACCUCCGCCUCUUUCUGUCCUCUCCUUUGCCCUGUCUGUCCAUCCCUCCCCCCUUUUUGGGCUGGAGGCUCCGGUUUAUCUGGAAUCAGCAGGGAAAGGCACUCAGGAGCUCUGCGUCCGUGUGGAGAAAGCGUGUUCAUAGGAACUGGGGGGAAUCCACUCGUCUUCUUCCAGCUGAGGGAACGGACGAGAGCCAUGGCCAUGUUCUCAGCAUUGGGCUUGCUUAUUCUCUGCCAGCUUUUGGCCUCAUCCCUUGCUCAGUCACCUGGAUCUCGUGGGCUUCCUGGACCUCCAGGACCUACAGGACUACCAGGACCCCCAGGUAGAGAUGGCAUUGAUGGAAAGAGAGGACCGUCUGGACUUCCUGGAAAGCCUGGACCUAAAGGGAAAGCCGGAAUCCCAGGGACGGCAGGGAAACCUGGACUGCCAGGACUUCCUGGAAUAGAUGGAUGGCCAGGUCCUGAUGGGCCUCAGGGGAAAGAUGGACCUCCAGGAAAAGUUGGUGACCAAGGACCUGCCGGACCACCUGGACCUCCUGGCAGAGGGAGACCUGGAGCUCCCGGGCUGCCUGGAGCUAAUGGAUUGCCUGGUGGUGUAGGACCUCAGGGACCCUCGGGACCAGAAGGUCUUCCAGGACUUCCAGGUCUCCCGGGUCUAGACGGGCCUCCUGGACUGCCUGGAGCACUUCCUGAAGGAAACGGAGAUUUACUGUGUCCCGCGAUCUGUCCACCGGGACCCCCAGGACCCCCAGGAAUGCCCGGUUUCAAGGGACACACAGGACACAAAGGAGACAAAGGAGAGUCAGGGAAAGAUGGAGAGAAGGGGGCACAAGGACCACCCGGGCCUGCUGGAUUCCCAGGAACUGUUGGUCUACAGGGACCUCGUGGUUUAAGAGGACUUCCAGGUCCAGUAGGAGCUGUUGGAGACAGAGGUUUGCCAGGGUUCCGGGGGAAGCCUGGUAUCCUAGGGGUCAUGGGGAAAACAGGUGACCCCGGAGAGAAAGGACUCGUGGGGUUUAAAGGACCUAAAGGAGAAAUUGGAAAAAUAGGCCCAAAAGGUCUUCCUGGACCUCCAGGCCCUAAAGGAGAACCUGGCAUGUCCGGUAGAGAUGGUAAAGAUGGCACUCAGGGGUUCGACGGUGAAAAAGGGGAUGCUGGGCGGCCGGGCGUGGCUGGAGAGAAAGGACCUAACGGUUUACCCGGUUUGCCAGGAAAAGCUGGAGCAAAGGGAUCCAAAGGAGUUGUUGGUGACCAAGGAAAGAUGGGUGAAACAGGACCAGCUGGAGAGCCAGGUAUUCCUGGUGAGAUUGGUGUUCCAGGAGAAAGAGGUGAAGCAGGACCCAGAGGCGUCGCUGGAGGCAUCGGCCUAAUUGGAAAUCCAGGACCUCAGGGAGUCAAAGGAUUCCAGGGAGUUAAAGGUGCGAUGGGAGAUCCGGGUCUUGCGGGUCCGACCGGACUCAGAGGAGACUUUGGAGACAGGGGACCAACAGGAGCAGGAGGACCGAAAGGCGAAAUUGGUAUGGCUGGAAGUGAUGGCUUGCCCGGAGAGAAUGGAGAAACAGGUCCGUUCGGUCCUCCAGGCCAAAAAGGAGGACCCGGGAAGCAUGGAGAACUAGGUCCUAAAGGAGUAACAGGGCCACAGGGAGAGACCGGAGCAAGAGGGAUGCUUGGAAAACCUGGUUUGAUGGGCUUCCAUGGAGAACCGGGUCCCCCUGGAGUCGCUGGCAAAGCCGGUGUUUCUGGAAAACUGGCGAGCGAACAACAUAUCAGAGAACUGUGUGGAUCGAUGAUUGAUGACCAGAUUGCUCAGCUUGCUGCUCACCUGAGGAGACCGUUAUCUAUAGGAGCCGUGGGUCGACCGGGUCCAGCUGGGCCUGCUGGAAAACAAGGAGAAGCAGGAGCGAUGGGGCUUCCUGGACCUCGUGGUCCCCCUGGAUAUAGAGGACUUCCAGGAGAUCUUGGAGAUCCUGGUCCUAGAGGUGAUACUGGUGAACAGGGUGAUAAGGGACCUGUUGGAAAAGCCAUCGAUGGUCCAGUUGGAGACCAAGGAGAACCAGGUCUCCAAGGAGUACACGGCAUUGUUAAGGAUGGGCGAGAUGGUGCACCUGGAGAUCCAGGUGAGCCUGGAGAACAGGGUAGGGCGGGCAGACAGGGGCAUCAAGGACCACCAGGAAUCUGCGAUACGACAGCGUGCCAGGGUGCGGCGCCUCACGGGAAAUCGUCCAACCCUAAAAACCAUUAAACGUCCGCACCUUCGUCUUCUAAAAAAAAAACUCGCCCCAAGGAACAAAAACAAAUUGGGGAGUGGGGAAACGAGGGAUGACGGAUCAUCUUUAUGGAGCGUUUUUUUUGGGGAAAAAAAAAAGAACUCAUUGUUGAAUAGGAUGAAACAGGAACGGGCGAGACGAGAGACUUCGAGCCCAGACUCGACCCGUGAAAUCUAAAGAGCGAGAGAUCGAAUUUUUCUAGAUGUGUAAAAAAAAAAACUAAACAAAAAAAAAAAAAAGACAACUGAUGAAAUGAUUUGAGCCGGUCUGAUAUGUGUGCAGUUUUUCUUUUCCUCAGUGUCUGUUAGCAUAGUCAUUAUGUACAGCGUCCUAUAAAGGAACAACUGUGACUUUCUUGACUGUAAUGGAAAAAAAAGAAGAAAAAAAAACACACACAAAGAAAAGUAAAAGAUUUGUGCAUGGUGGUUCUUUUGGACUGGAAAGAACACAACAAUCCUCAAAAAUCUGAGCAUCACUCAGAAUGUUGAAUAAUUUUGUAUAUUACUGCACAAAUAGUAUUUUACAAGUUUUCUGUAUCUUUUUUUAAGCCGUUUGUCGAUCUGUUUGUAUUUUCAGCUUUUUAUUUUUCAUUCCAAACAAUAAAGAAUUAAUCCAGAUUUCACAUAGAAAUAAAAUCGACCCUAAAAGCAUCAAUUGGGAUGCUUGAUGAACUGUUACUGUACGAUAAUAAUCGCUUGUCUGAAAUUUCCUGACACGUCCCACUAUUUACUGGUGCUGUAAAAAAUGAUUAAAUAAUCCAUGACUUUAAA